Molecule: messenger RNA, 2070 nt
Organism: Ceratotherium simum simum (southern white rhinoceros)
Lineage: Eukaryota; Metazoa; Chordata; Mammalia; Perissodactyla; Rhinocerotidae
Source: RefSeq, a predicted model, not a curated record
AUGACCCACCACUCGCCUGGAGUCCUACAUCACCUCUGCUACACCAGCCUGCUGCAGGGCGAGAAACCACACCCCCAAAAGGCCUUGAGGGCCUGCGGCGGGACCGUCCCGUUGAUUGGUUGUCCCGCAGGCCCAGGUCCAAACUCCAGCAGCAGCGGACCGGCAGCCGGGCUUGAGAGAAGCGUGGCUCGGCGGUACGUUUGCGUGCUGGCCCUGGCCGCUGUGCUGCUGCUAGGUAUCGCCGCCGUCUCCAGAUCAAACGGCGUGCGGGGCAACGAACGUCAGAGGGCAUCGCCAAUCCCUUCUCAGUUCAGCCAAGAGGAGCGCGUCGCGAUGAAGGAAGGGCUGAAAGGUGCUAUCCAGAUUCCAACAGUGUCUUUCAGCCCCAACAAGUUCAACACGACCGUGCUGGCUGAGUUUGGAGAACACCUUCGUAAAGUCUUUCCUACAGUUUUCAAAACCAGCUUUAUCCGGCAUGAGGUCGUGGGAGAGUACAGCCACCUGUUCACUGUCCACAGCUCAGAUGCCAGCUUGCAGCCCUCCCUGCUGCUGGCCCACACCGACGUGGUGCCUGCCGCUGGGGAAGGCUGGGAUGUGCCCCUGUUCUCUGGGUUGGAGCGUGAUGGCUUUAUCCAUGGUUGAGGCACACUGGACGACAAGAACUCUGUGUUGGCAAUCCUGCAGGCCUUGGAGCUCCUGCUGAUCAGAAACUACAUCCCCCGAAGAUCUUUCUUCAUUGCUCUGGGCCGUGAUGAAGAGGUAUCAGGGGCCAAAGGGGCUCAGAAGAUCUCAGCCCUGCUACAGGCAAGGGGCGUCCAGCUGGCCUUCAUCGUGGAUGAGGGUAGCUUCAUCGUAGAUGGUUUCAUUCCCAACCUCAAGAAGCCAUUUGCCAUGGUUGCCAUCUCAGAGAAGGGUGCAAUUAACCUCAUGCUGCAAGUAAACAUGACUCCAGGCCACUCUUCAGCUCCUCCAAAGGAGACGAGCAUUGGCAUCCUCGUAGCCGCUGUCAGCCGACUAGAGCAGAGACCAAUGCCAAACAUGUUUGGAAGCGGGCCAUUGAAGAUGACAUUGCAGCAACUGGCAAAUGAGUUUCCCUUCCCUAUCAAUAUAGUCCUGAGCAACCUGUGGCUAUUUCAGCCCCUUGUAAGCAGGUUAAUGGAGAGGAAUUACAUAACCAAUGCGCUGGUCAGGACCACCACAGCACUCACCAUGUUCAAUGCAGGGGUCAAGGUGAAUGUCAUCCCCUCAGUGGCCCAGGCUAUAUUCAACUUCCAGAUUCACCCUGCACGGACAGUCCAGGAGGUCCUAGAAUGCGUCAAGAACAUUGUGGCUGAUGACAGGGUCCAGUUCCACCUGCUGAGUGCCUUUGACCCCCUGCCUGUCAGCCCCUCUGAUGAUCAGGCCUUCAGCUACCAGCUGCUCCGCCACACCAUACAGUCCGCCUUCCCAGAAGUCCAUAUUGUUGCCCCAGGUAUUUGCAUUGGCAAUACAGACAGCAGACACUAUACAAAUCUUACAACUGGCAUCUACCAGUUCAACCCCCUCUACCUGCAGCCUCAGGACUUCCAUAGCAUCCACGGAAUCAACGAGAAAAUCUCAGUCCAAGCCUAUGAGACCCAGGUGAAAUUCAUCUUUGAGUUUAUCCAGAAUGCUGAGGCAGACUGGGGGCCAGUUCCUCACCUGCACGAACUGUGAGGUGGAGGAGCCAGCCGGAUUAGGGGUACCUGACGCUGGGCCAGGACCAACCAACGGGAAAGCCAAUGUCGAUGAAACUUUUGGUCAAAACCACAUCGUAAUACAUCGCCCACCUGCCUUGCUCGCUCCUGAACUCACCCAAGAACAAGGCCAGGGAGUAGGGGAGGGCCAGGAUAUUUCUUCUUGCUGUAACUUCCUUUCCCUUUUUUUCUCCUCUCUUCUUGGAUCAUUUAACUGGCUCUUCAUCUCUCCUCUCCUGCCCCUGCAUCCCUCCCUCUAUCCUCCGGUUUAUUCUACAUCUGGAGCAGGACCUAGGCAAACUGUGAUACUACUGUAAUUACCACAACUCUUGGCCAAAUAAUCUGUGCAGCAUCA